AAUUAUUUUCUAUGUAGUUCGCGCGGCAUCAUAACCGGUGUUCGUCUGUGAUUAGGCGUAAACGUCAUAGACCGACUGAAAGUGACACUGUUAGAUCGUUACCAUGUCCUCUUGGUCUUCGGAACAUAUUUUCGAGCAUCCUUGGGAGGAUGUGGUGCGAGCAGCGUACCGUAAAUAUCCCAAUCCCUGUAACCCAGCAGUGAAGGGGGUGGAUGUUGUGAACCGAUCAGUGUGUCCCCAGGGGACUAUUCAAAGCCACCGCCUGCUCUCGACAGAAUUCCCCCUCCCAGAGGUGGCUGCCAGAAUUAUUGGAACACCAGAGAAAAACUUCAUCAGCGAACACUCCACAUUAAAUGCCAGAAAUAAAAUGUUCAAAUUAGAAUCUCGCAAUCUUUUAGGGGCAAAUGAUCAUGCUAUGCAUAUAAGUGAACAUUCCAAACUUGACAGAUCCAAGUCCAAAUAUGAACUUCAGUCCAAAAAUCUUACCCUUGGGCAUUUAGUGACCGUCCACGAACGCAUGGAAUAUUUCCCUCACCCUCAGGAUAGAUCAAAAACCUGUCUCAAACAGCAGUCCACAGUCAAAGUCAAUGUGCCUUUUUUGUCAGGCUACCUAGAGAGGCUCCUUAUAGAGAACUUUGAGAAGAAUGCCAUGAAGGGACGUAAUGGUAUGGAGUGGGUGAUUGAUAGAAUAAAAGAAGAGGAUUCAUCAAACAAAGUAAAACAAUCGUCAGACAUUUUAACACAAUUAGAAACCAAAUUCAAGAGGGAAGCUGAGGACCUCAAACAAAGCAUGGACAGUUUCUUUCACAAAACCCAGGCCAACACCUCCCCACUUUGAUCAAGGCCCACUCUAGGCUGUUGUUAAGUUUCUCUUUGAACCAGUGGAUUUGCAUGGAUGCAAUGAACUUCUGAUUCUGGAAUCCACUGCUGUAUUAUAGCUUGUUAUGCCUUGUGUGACCAGCUCUUUUCAUUUCUUGACAUCUGAGCUACCAUCUGUGAUAAAGUCAUCACCAUAAUAAACUCCUCAGGGUCUUCAUCAUUGGUAUACACACAUGGAAAUCCAUCUAGGUGUUUUAUUUCUUCUUUUUUUUUUCAAUUUUAGUACAAUUAGGAUAUUAAGAAAAUUUGUGUAAUAUGUUCUGUUGCAUUUCUGAUGCAGUGUAGGAAUCUCUGACUCUACAACUGAAGCUUCAUGUAUAUUUAAUGGUCAUGACAUAGAUCAUUACAUUGUUCAUUAAUGGUUUCUAUGUACAUUUGAAUGAUGAACACAUUUUAUAGUCAGUUAAAUCUGCCUCUGUUGUUAGAUCUUGCUGCAUGAUAAAAAUGUUGAUGCACAUAUAAUUAUUCUAGUUCAUUUAACUUAUAUAAAUAUAUAGGAAACAAACAAUGAAGGCAUUUUUGUGUAUUGAGAAAUUCCACUUUUUUUCAAUUUAAAAUCUGAAUUGACUGAUUAUUGGUGGAUUUCUGCAUAUCAUGACUGUGAUGAAUGGGAAUUGCAGUCUGGUCUUUUCACUGUAAUAUGUUACUUUAUGUAUCGUGUUAUUUUCUGUUGUUUAUAGUUUUGUUUUAAAUCAUAUUUCAAGAAAAUAAAUGAAAUGAAACUUAA
Messenger RNA from Magallana angulata, 1606 nucleotides. Its product is annotated as PRELI domain containing protein 3A-like. NCBI's taxonomy places the organism in Eukaryota, Metazoa, Mollusca, Bivalvia, Ostreida, Ostreidae. Gene Ontology annotation, molecular function: phosphatidic acid transfer activity. The coding region runs from base 104 to 838 and encodes 244 amino acids. The record is from RefSeq and is a predicted model, not a curated record. Gene Ontology annotation, biological process: phospholipid transport. Gene Ontology annotation, cellular component: mitochondrial intermembrane space. The transcript is spliced from 7 exons.